AGAGGAAGAAGAGGAGAAGGAGAAAAAAAAAAAAAAAAAAAAAAAAACCCCAACCCAACCCAAUUCGGUCCCCCCCUCCAACCCAAUGCGCACUCAUCUCUCCUCCCCUAUUUUCAUCUUCUUCCCCUUUUGCCUCUACUUGCAACCCAGAAACAAAAUAAAUAAAAUAAAAUAAAAUAAAAUUUCAAACCCAGUUUCGGCCCAAGAAGAAGAAGAACCCUCUCUGUCUCCUCCCUAUCUUCAUCUUCGUCCCCUUUUCCCUCUACCUGCAACCCAGAAACAAAAAAAAAAAAAAACAAAACAAAAAACAAAAAGAAAAAAAAAUUCAUACCCAGUUUCGGCCCAAGAAGAAGAAGACGAAGAAGAAGAAGGAGAGAGAAGAAGAACGAAAAAAAUAAAAGUGACAAAUCCAGUUUCGACCCAGGAGGAGAAGAAGAUGAAGAAGAAGAAGGAGGAGAGAGGAACAAAAAAAAUUGAAAUUAGUGUGGGUGAAGGAAAGGGGAUGCCGCAUCCCUAGGAUUUUUUUUUUCUUAAUUUUUUAAUAUUUAAUUAUUAAAAAUAUAUUUAAUUAUUUUUUAAUCCAGCUGGAUUAGUGAGUGGUUCCCAUCUCUUGCCACGCCAACAUUUAACAUAAAAAUUGACGGAGGUAUGAAAUUGUCACAAAUUCGUAAGAUGCGGUAUGACAUUGUCAAUUUUAAAAGAUGAGGUAUGAAACUGUCGUGACCCCAAUAGUUGAGGUAAUUUUUUACACUUUACCCUUUUUUUUUCUUUUUCCAGUGGGUGUGGUAGAUAGUCAGCGAUACUAUAAAUAGCAAAGCUUAUGAGCUACUGAACUCACACCAGCACUUGAUACAAAGCAAUAACACUUGGCUAGUUCGCUUCAGGUUUGAAAUCUUUGAAAUAUGUCUUCUGUGGAAGUUCCACUAUCUCAAUCUUCAAACCCAAAUGACACUUUUGAUGUUCAUCAGCCUAAGCCUUCAGCCACUUUUUCUCCCAGCAUUUGGGGUGACCAUUUUCUGUCCUACGCUUCUUUGGAAGUGGAUGCUGAACUUGAACAACAUGUACAAGAACUGAAGGAAGAAGUGAGAAGGAUGCUAACGACAUCACCUGAAAAUGUUUCCCAAAAGUUGAACUUGAUCGAUGACAUUCAGCACUUAGGUGUGUCCUACCAUUUUGGAAAUGAUAUUGAAGAAAUUUUACAGAAAAUUCACAAGAGCUCUUAUGAUUUGGAUGACCUGUACACAGCUGCUCUUCUUUUUCGAUUGCUUAGACAACAAGGUUAUAACGUUUCAUGUGACUUAUUCAACAAGUUCAAGGACGGUGAUGGAAAUUUCAAGGAAUCACUCGUUGAUGAUGUUGUAGGACUACUAAGCUUGUAUGAAGCCACACACCUUAGGAUACAUGGAGAGGAGAUACUAGAUGAGGCUCUAACCUUCACCAUGACUAAUCUCGAGUCGGCGACAUUCCGUUUAAGCCCCCCACUUGCAAAAGCAGUAACCCAUGCCUUAAAUCAGCCGCUCCGAAAGGGUUUACCAAGGGUUGAAGCAAGGUAUCACUUGUCAGUCUACCAGGAACUAAGAGAAUCACCGAAUGAAACUCUUCUAACGUUCGCCAAGUUGGAUUUCAACCGACUGCAACGAGUCCAUCAGAAAGAACUAAGCGAAAUCACCAGGUGGUGGAAGGACUUGGACGUGCCAAACAAGCUACCUUUCGCAAGAGACAGAUUGGUUGAGGUCUACUUCUGCUGGAGUAUGUCUGUCUAUUUUCAGCCUCAGUAUUCCUUUGCUAGGAGAACAUCAUGCAAAGUUACUGCUGUAGCAUCCAUUAUCGAUGACCUUUACGAAUAUGACACAGAUGAACAACUAAAGCUCUUUACUGAAGCUAUUGAGAGGUGGGAUGUCUCAGCCAUGAAUCAACUACCAGAGUAUAUGAAAGUCUGCUAUAAAGCGUUGUUAGAUGUAUACAAUGAAAUUCAUGAAAAGCUUUUGCACGAUGGGAAGCUAUAUCGCAUCCACCAUGCAAGAGAAGCGAUGAAAAAACAAGUUAGAGCCCACUUCGAUGAAGCCAAAUUGUUCCACCAGAAGCACAUACCAUCACUGGAUGAAUACAUGCCUCUAUCACUCGUCACCAGUGGCUACCCGUUGCUAAUAACCACAUCCUUUGUUGGAAUGGAAGAAGCUACAAUAAACUCCUUUGAUUGGUUGUCAACUUUCCCUCAGGCGGUGAAGGCUGCAUCAAAAAUUUGCAGACUCAUGGAUGAUAUAGUGGACCACAAGUUUGAGCAAGAGAAAGAACAUUUUAUCUCAGCUGUGAACUGUUACAUGAAGAAAUAUGGUGUCACAGAAGAAGAAGCGAUAAUUGAACUUAAAAGACAAGUGCAUAAUGCAUGGAAGGACAUAAACGAAGCAUGCCUCCACCCUACCGCUGUCCCCAUGCCCCUGUUAAUUCGUAUUCUUAAUUUUGCUCGGCUCAUGGAUGUUGUGUACAAGUGUGAAGAUGGCUACACUAAUGCUAAGGGCGUGCUAAAAGAUCUUAUAGUUUCUACACUAGUGGAACCCGUGGCUUUAUGAGCCUGAAAUAUCUAGGUGUUGUGAUGUUUCUUUUAAAAGUAGUCUGUAGGGCCUAAGUUGCCUACAAAAAAUAAGGAGUUACGAUCCGUUAAGACCGUAAAAAUGUAAUUUGGGUUGUGCGUUUGCUUUACAUAUUAUGAUUUUAUGAUUAAUAAAAGAAC
This is a messenger RNA of Pyrus x bretschneideri (Chinese white pear), 2731 nucleotides long. RefSeq names its product (-)-germacrene D synthase-like. The record is from RefSeq and is a predicted model, not a curated record. NCBI's taxonomy places the organism in Eukaryota, Viridiplantae, Streptophyta, Magnoliopsida, Rosales, Rosaceae. Gene Ontology annotation, molecular function: magnesium ion binding; terpene synthase activity. The transcript has 7 exons. Bases 903 to 2570 code for a protein of 555 amino acids. Gene Ontology annotation, biological process: diterpenoid biosynthetic process.